This is a messenger RNA of Opisthorchis viverrini, 354 nucleotides long. RefSeq lists its product as hypothetical. The transcript is spliced from 3 exons. Lineage: Eukaryota; Metazoa; Platyhelminthes; Trematoda; Opisthorchiida; Opisthorchiidae. The coding region runs from base 1 to 354 and encodes 117 amino acids. The record is from RefSeq and is a predicted model, not a curated record.
AUGGAUGGGUUAUCAGAAGCCGUGCUCACAACAGAAGAAAUGGGCACGACGCUCGAGCUAUCGGUGGAAACUAUGACGGAACCCGUACCUGGAGCUCCGGGGGCCCCGCUGGAAGCUAGGAUACUGAGUGAACUGAAGGUAGAAUUGCAGCAACCACAUAUGAAACUGUCAAUAACUAGAGAAGUUGAACCAUUGAUGAUAGGAUCCAGCGAUGCCAACGAAAGGUUUCUUCAGCCGGGAUGCAUGAAGGGCCCAAACAACAGCAUUUUGGAUAUUCAAAUAGACUGUUACAACGGAGUGCCUGGCAUCAUCGGCUACUGUAAUGGUCUCAAAGAAUUGGAGCUGGCAGACUGA